AUGGUCCAAACAAAAGGUGUGAAUGACAUUCAGGUUUCCUCUUCCAACAAGGUUUUAGAAACUAGAAUUGAAGAGCUUACUUCUUUAGUGAAACAAAUGGCAGUGAGUAAACCUCAAACAACAAAGUUGUGUGGUAUUUGUACUUCUACUGAACAUCCAACUGACACAUGUCCUAUUCUUCAAGAUGAGUCAGUCACUCAAUUGCCUCAAGCAUAUGCAGCUAACCUUUUUAACCAAAGCAACAAUCAGAGAGGGUACAACAUUCUUGACUUGUCCACCAACAAAUAUCAUCCCAAUUGGAGGAACCAUCCAAACCUUCGAUAUGGAAACCAGCAGCCCACCCAACAACAAUUAGUCAUACCCCUGCCACAACCACAGACCACUUCCCAAGUCUCCACCUAUGCACCUUCCGGACCUUCGUUGGAGGAUCUUGUCAAACAAAUGGUUGUUAACAAUCUCCAAUUUCAGCAACGAACAGAUUCCAAAACUGAACCCUCUGUUGUGGUAGAAACUGAAAAAGAAAAAGAGAAGGAGUAUGUGCCACCAGUUCCCUUCCCACAUAGAAUACUGAAAAAUAAAAGGACUGAUGAUGGAGACAAGGAGAGAGAGAUUUUAGAUGUGUUCAGAAAAGUGGCGGUAAACAUUCCGCUUCUUGAUGUUAUUAAGCAGGUUCCAAAAUAUGCAAAAUUUCUAAAAGACUUAUGCAUAAGUAAGAGAAGGUUGAAGGGCAAUGAGAGAGUAAAUUUGGGACGAAACAUUUCAGCCCUUAUCCAGUCUAAACAUUCACCUGAAAAAGCUACUAUUUCAUCCCUCAAUCAGGCCAUACCCCAAAAGUGCAAGGAUCCAGGAACUUUUGCUAUUCCAUCAUACAUGUUUAAUCAUUCAACUAGCGAACAGAAGUAA
This is a messenger RNA of Lathyrus oleraceus (garden pea), 903 nucleotides long. RefSeq lists its product as uncharacterized. Lineage: Eukaryota; Viridiplantae; Streptophyta; Magnoliopsida; Fabales; Fabaceae. The transcript has 3 exons. The coding region runs from base 1 to 903 and encodes 300 amino acids. The record is from RefSeq and is a predicted model, not a curated record.